UCAGGUUUUAUGCCCACCCCUAAUUGAUAUACCAAUUCAAAGUUUGGCGUAUCGGUGAGCGGAAGCGUAUGACAGAAGUAGAGAGGCAAAGGAGCAGAUCAAACGCAAUAUUGAAUACGUGUGUUCUCUCUAUUUUCCUGUUGUAGUCUUCAUCAGCUUAAUAUGUUGGGUAUAUUUUCAAGACUCUCCGUCAUCAAGGGUGGGCAUAGAAGAGCUCAAAGUGCACUUGAUAAUAGAGAUGAAUUGGGCUCUAAGUUGGAGGGGGGAACAGUUGUUGGCACUGCCUCUACUGCUGUUUUGGCGGGCGAUGGAUGCACCCAUCAUGGCAUUAUUGAGGUUGAAAUCGGAUUCAAGCCAGCCGAACAUCCGAGUGAGCCGUUUGCUGACAACAACAAUGAUAAUCCUAUUUAUUGCCCAUUGCCUGAACCUCCUGCUGCUUCUAUACUAAAUGAUGGAAGAAUUUGGAAAGAGGGAAUACAGGAAGAGGCCUUAACUACAACACGUAGUCACCCCACUGGCCACCCUAUUUGUCCAUCUAUCAGUGCACCAGAGCAGAAUAUUCUCAGAUUGCUUCAAGAUCCCUGAAUUCAUUUCAAAUUUUGUUUUAUCAUGUAUUUUAUUUUCCUUCAACUAGUCUUUCACUCAUGCGUUGCACAUUAUAGCAAAUUAAAUACGUGGUCAUUCAAAACUGUUAGCAUUAGCUACUUUAUCUAUUAAUCUUGAAAACAAAUCCAAUAAUCUUACUCAUCAACAAAUUAACAUAGUACUAUGAAAAGUGACAUAGUAAGAAAUUAGAGAUUCU
Molecule: messenger RNA, 802 nt
Organism: Cuscuta epithymum
Lineage: Eukaryota; Viridiplantae; Streptophyta; Magnoliopsida; Solanales; Convolvulaceae
Source: the annotation of a GenBank genome assembly